AGCAUGUGCAAGGCUCCAGCACCAGCUUCAUCUUUUAUCUCGACAGUUUGUUUGAUAUUCGAUCAAGAUCUUCUACAACAAAUUUGCAUUUAAACCUACUGCAAGAAUGGAGCAAACCACUUCUCGUCUACGCAAGACAUUUCGAUAUCCCACAGAUAACGACUCCGAUGACUCGUUACCCGAAGCUCUUGACGAAGAAGAACAAGACAACCUAAUUCAACAUCUUGCGACGCUUCAUACAAAAUACAAUACCAUCUACACGCGAUUCCUUCUCUGUCUCCCUCUGAUAAGCAUUAUCCCCUACCUCCUUACCCUCUUCACUCCAACUACCUCUCUCCUCAGCAUUCUCUCCAUCACCUCGCUCCUAUCUACCGCUUUCCUCAUUUACUCUUUGCCUCCCGAGAAAACUUCGAUUUCUUUCCUCGAUAACAUCAACCAGCGAUCUAAAGAUUCCCCUCGGUCGAAGAUAGGAGUGCUGGGAGCAAAUAGCGUCGACGAUGGACCACUCCAAACCUACCUCCCGAUCCUCAAUCUCGUCCUCAGUCUUAUACUGGGGAUUCUUGGGACAAUUAUCAAGUCUAAGCACCAACCUAAAUCCAGAAUGUCCGAAGCAGAAACCAAUGUAUGGUGGACUGGGUUCGAAUGGUUACCCCUGGGGAUUUACGCCGUGGUACUCUUAGCGAAAACCGUAAUGGGAAGCGUAAACCCUGAAGAAGAGCUGGGGAGUUUGAGAUAUGGAUACAAGGGAGCUUGAAGAGUGUUGCUAAUCUCCGACAUUGUUCUCAAUACUUAUUUUCCAUCCUUUUUCUCCCUUCAAAUUUUGAUACUGUUCUCCCCUGCAUACCUGAAUUUCGGUUGAGAUGUCAAGCUGUACAGCGACAACAAUCCCCUCAAAAGACCAAGCGAAUCCUCAAAAGAUUGUCGAUUUCAGUAUCAAGAAUUGAAUGCCUCCCAUCAUCCAUCAACUCGUUCCACCCAAUAUCUCUAACCAUCUCAUUCCUUCUACGAAAUGGCGAGCUCACGAACAUGUAAACUACAAGCUCAGGGCCCAAAAUUCAAUGGAUCAGAGAGAAGCGCAUAAUGAAGCAACAAACAUACCUACCCAUUUUUCAUGCAAUAUUGCAUAUCAGAAGAACGCUGCGGAUAAAGCGCUCUACUGCCUUUCACUUGCAGAGCUGAGCUGCUAGAGAGAAGGAAAGUAGAAGUUCGGGUGACUCCUAGUUUUUGGAAGCGAACAGCGAGUUAUUUGCUUGGUAUACGGGUUCGGGUGUCUUUCUCAAAGGAUUCUCGGCUAGAAGUGUUAUAGUGAGGGAAGUUUGGGAGGGAAGGGGGCGUGAAUGGGACAGUACAGAUUGGGUCUAGAUGAAUGGAGGGUUAACAGGGGAUAUUUAGGCGAGAUGAAAAGUCCGGAUGAGAAGAUGAAUGAGGGAAAGAUAAUAAAUACAGUU
This is a messenger RNA of Botrytis sinoallii, 1448 nucleotides long. RefSeq lists its product as uncharacterized. The transcript has 2 exons. The record is from RefSeq and is a predicted model, not a curated record. Bases 107 to 754 code for a protein of 215 amino acids. Lineage: Eukaryota; Fungi; Ascomycota; Leotiomycetes; Helotiales; Sclerotiniaceae.